CAUCCAUUGCUGCUAUUUCACCCCCUGCCACUCCGUCCAGGAAUGACAUCUCCUGUCGUACUCAUCGCCUUACUGCUGUGCUCCUUGCCUUCGCUCUCAUCAUCGACCUACAUCCAGGUAGAAGACUGUUUCCCACCCACCAAUGCCCUGAACGUCACGCGACCGCGCACUGUGUCUCUCGACGCCGUGAUCCGAAGUGAGAAUGCCAUCACUGUUCUGGAUUUGAAUGCAUGGAUCUACUACGACUCGCUCCAAGACUGCCAGGACACCGCUCAACAUGGGAAAAAUGUGAUUGUUGAGGUUACCAAUCUUGGCUCACGACUCGGUCAUCAGAUUGAUGCCUCAUCCCCCUGGAAUAUGUCAUGUACCUAUCACGAACUAUGGGAGUGCGUGUACAGUCCCAUACUUGCCAAUUGCGAAUGCUGAUCCUGUACAGCCCUCCUGUUGCCGGCCGCCUUAAUGCUACAUAUGACUUGGGUGCGUCUGUACCACACAUGCGUUCCCUUGGUGUCUCGUUUCGCGCAAACGACUACGCCGAUAGCGUCUUGACGUGUAUGCGCGGUGUUGCUACUCCAGAUAUCGGUCAUUAUGCCACUUCUAUCCUAAAAUGGGGCUCCAUCGCUGUCCCAGUCUUCGCAAGUCUAUGCUCCAUCUUGAUCCGGAUGAGACAGCGCCAUGACAACGAGAACCUUCUCGAUGGCCCUACUGUUCCCGAUGAUCCAGCUGAGGCCUUCAUUCCUGGUGUCAUCGACUGUCUACAGUAUCUCCAGUUUGUUUUUCUCACAGGGUGCAUCACUCUCAAGUUUCCUGGUUUCUUUCGUCCAGUUGUCGGCCAGUUCGCAUGGUCUACACUAAUGACUUUCCACCCAAUUACUACUCAUUUCGUCUACGACGGCAUCGAGGACGGCAUCUACGCAAUCAAUGCGACCUACGGGUUCGAAGAGAUGGCCCAGGUGCUGGGAGCGCCUACCAUGUCCGAUCUCUGGCUCAGUGUGGUCAUCAAUCUGGCGAUCGCCAUGGCCGCUGUUGGACUUGUCAUGGUCGUCACGUAUCUGAUACGAGGAGGUAUGAGACGCACAAAAGCCGCCAGUCGUCAGGAGAGGAAAGAGACCUGGCUCUUCAAGACCAAGAAUGUGGGCUGGAAUCUUCUCAGAGUGGCCUUCAAUUGGUUCUUACAGCCCAUCCUUGCAUUCUGUACAUUUCAACUCCUGGUCGUUCAUUAUCUUUCACAAUCCAAGAUUGCCAUACUCGCCGUUAUUCUGACGCUACUAGCUGUUUCUUUAGCAUUCAUGUUGUACCGCAUCAUCUUCCAAAAACGUGGCUAUGUCUUCAUGAACGACUCCACGGAGGACCGGCUCUCGCUCAGCUUCUCCAUCAAUGCCCGUCUCGCGCUGUUGCAUUAUUUUGUGCUCAUCGUCCGUGGUGUUGCAUUUGGUGCUCUGCAGAUAUCUGGUCGAGGACAGAUCAUAUGCCUGGCCGCUGUCGAGGCUAUCGCUCUGAUAGCAUUCUUGAUAUUUCAACACUCGUCUGGCUACACCAUACACACUUACUCGGCUGGAAUUCGGCUAUGUAUCAUACUCUUGUUCAUCACUUUUCUGAACGGAGUGCAUGCCAGCACCCCUGUCAAAGGCUGGGUAGCAUAUAUUAUCUUAGGGCUUCACUUUUGUAUCAUCCUAGCGGCCUUUGUCAUUCGCCCCACUAUCAAUGUGUACAAGGAGCUUGCGCAUCCUAAAUCAGCCAGAGUGAGAGCCGGACACAACAAACGGCCUACAUCUGAAGGUCCUGCGGUACUUGGUCUUCACGAUCUUGGCCGACGCCCUGAUCGAGACGGGCACUUUCCUGGUGAUGGAGUAUGGCCUGAUGGGGAUAAUAGCUACACUAGGGCAAGCCCGGUCCUUGGUCAGCGAUACUCUCGACCUGCACGAUCCGCUUCCGCUCUAUCAGGUACCAUGCCCCUGACAGCAACCUCACCCACCAUAGCAGACCGACGUAGCCACGACACAAUCUCGCCUGUACCAUCCUGGACCGAAGAUGACGCUCGCACAUAUACGACCAUGUCUACCAGUGACCAGUUCGCAGCGGACAAAGAUUACGCGACUCGUGAAGCUGACUCAUAUUUUGGCAAUCCGGUCCCACAGCACGACACGGACAAUCGUCAUAGUCUGGACGAGAGCGAAGCUCAUCAAGCAAGCGAGCCCAGGCCGAUUGUAAGCACGCUCCGCAACCUGGGCAAUCGAUUCGCUCGCGGGAGAUCAACACGGAGUGGCGCUGGCUUUGAGGUUUCGCGACCGCAACGACCACCGCCCGCAUUUGAAGUUGUAAGACCGUCAAGAGUCCCUGAAGAAUCUUCGGAAGUGUUGCUUGGCUCAGAGCUCAGGAGGAGACCAUCGCAAACACCGCAGGCCGAGGACCAUACCUGAAUUUGGUAUUCGAGAUGGGAGUCUCAGAUCCAGAAUGCAACACCUGCAAUCACACCACAGAAACAUAUGGCGAAAAGUGAAAUGCGAACUCGUAAAAGUGAACUGACGCUUCGACACGAAAGCACUGUUCACCCACUCCAACAUGCCACCAGACCACGAAAUGUCUUGUCGGAUGGCUGUACCACCCUCAAAAAACAGCGUUCUCCGU
Pseudovirgaria hyperparasitica is the source of this 2628-nucleotide messenger RNA. RefSeq lists its product as uncharacterized. Gene Ontology annotation, biological process: transmembrane transport. NCBI's taxonomy places the organism in Eukaryota, Fungi, Ascomycota, Dothideomycetes, Acrospermales, Acrospermaceae. The coding region runs from base 363 to 2420 and encodes 685 amino acids. The record is from RefSeq and is a predicted model, not a curated record. The transcript has 2 exons.